Messenger RNA from Salvelinus namaycush (lake trout), 5375 nucleotides. RefSeq names its product WASH complex subunit 4 (gene washc4). Gene Ontology annotation, biological process: endosomal transport; endosome organization. The transcript is spliced from 30 exons. Bases 42 to 3554 code for a protein of 1170 amino acids. Gene Ontology annotation, cellular component: endosome; WASH complex. The record is from RefSeq and is a predicted model, not a curated record. Lineage: Eukaryota; Metazoa; Chordata; Actinopteri; Salmoniformes; Salmonidae.
CCAACGGUUACCGCUAACAUCAGUGGAGCAAUCGCACUGCGAUGGCGGUGGAAGCGAUUUCUCCUGACUGGGAAUUCGAUCGAUUUGAUGAUGGGUCUACGAAGAUCCAUACGGAGGUGCAGCAGAAGAACUAUGGGAAGUUUCUGGAGGAGUACACCUCUCAGCUGAAAGGCAUUGAGGACGCUCUCGACGACUCCAUAGGAGACGUGUGGGACUUCACCCUGGACCCCAUAGCCCUGAAGCUUCUCCCAUAUGAACAGUCCUCGUUGUUGGAACUGAUUAAAACUGACAACAAGGUUCUGAACAAAGUCAUUACAGUGUAUGCAGCCCUCUGCAGUGAGGUUAAAAAGCUGAAGUAUGAGGGGGAAAUCAAGUUUUACAACGGCUUGCUGUACUAUGGUGAAGGAGUGUCAGACAGCUGUGUGGUUGAAGGAGAGUCACAGGUUCAGAUGGGCCGGUUCAUCUCCUUCUUUCAGGAGCUGUCCUGUUUUGUGUCGCGGUGCUUUGAGGUGGUGGUCAACGUUGUCCAUCAGCUGGCGGCGCUCUACAACAGCAACAAGGGAGUCACAAAAAUCAUUGAGUCGUCCGGAGUUCAUUUUCAGACAGUGUAUGAGCACCUGGGGGAGCUGUUGGUGGUUCUGCUCACUCUGGAUGAGAUCAUGGAGAAUCACGGCACCCUGAAAGACCACUGGAAGAUGUACAAGAGGUUACUGAAGUCAGUGCAUCAUAACCCUGGGAAGUUUGCCAUCCCAGAGGAGAAGCUGAAGCCGUUUGAGAAGCUGCUUUUGAAGCUAGAGGGACAGCUGCUGGACGGCAUGAUAUUCCAGGCGUGUGUGGAGCAGAGGUUUGACGACCCAGGAGAGGGAGUGUCAGUCUCUAAAAACAGUGCCUUCGCUGAAGAGUUUGCCCUCAACAUCCGCACCAUAUUCACCAACGUGGAGUCAAAGAUCGGUGAGCCCUCAGAGAUAGACCAGAGGGAUAAGUAUGCUGGGGUCUGUGGACUUUACGUUCUUCACUUUCACAUCUUCAGAACUGUCGACAAGAAGCUCUACAAAGCCCUGCUAGACAUCUGCAAAAAGGUGCCUGCAGUGACUCUAACGUCUAACAUCAUCUGGUUCCCUGACACCUUCCUCAUGGCCAAGGUCCCGGCUGCAGCCAAGCUUAUGGACAAGAAGAGUGUUCAGAGCGUUAGAGCACAGAGAGACGCAUAUCUGCAGCAGAGAGCACAGACUCUCACCAAGGAUGUUCAGUCUUACUAUGUGUUUGUGACGUCCUGGAUGAUGAAAAUGGAGGCCAUCUCGUCGAAGGAGCAGCGCAACGACAAGCUGUCAGAGGACCUCAGUAGCAGGUGUAACGUCUUUGUGCAGGGUAUCCUGUAUGCCUACAGUAUCGGCACCAUCAUCAAGACUACCAUGAACCUGUACAUGUCCAUGCAGAGACCCAUGACCAAGGCCUCCGUCAAAGCCCUCUGCAGACUGGUCGAGCUGCUCAAGGCAGUGGAGCACACGUUCCACAGGCGGUCCAUGGUGGUGGCUGACUCUGUCUCCCACAUAACCCAGCACCUGCAGUCCCAGGCCCUCAACUCCAUUGGCACCGCUAAGAAAAGGGUGAUCUCUGACAAGAAGUACAGCGAGCAGCGUCUGGAUGUGCUGUCCUCUCUGGUGAUGGCAGAGAACGCUCUCAAUGGGCCCAGCACUAAAGAGCGCCGCCUAGUGGUCUCCCUGGCCCUCAGUGUGGGAACACAGAUGAAAACCUUCAAAGACGAGGAGCUGCUCCCGCUGCAGUUGGUGCUAAAGAAGCUGGACCUGAUCAGUGAGCUCAAGGAGAGGGUGAAGGUCCAGUGUGACUGUAGUUUCCUGUACUGGCACAGAGCUGUAUUUCCCAUAUAUCUGGAUGAUGUGUAUGACCAUGCUGUAGAUGCUGCACGGAUACAUUACAUGUUCAGCGCCCUGAGGGACAGCGUACCCACCAUGCUUCACGCCAAACACAUGGAGUCAUGUGACCAGCUACUGGAGAGCUACGACACAGAGAUCAUGGAGGUGUUCAAUGAGCAUCUGUUGGACAAGCUGUGUAAAGAGAUAGAGAAGGACCUGCGUCUGUCUGUCCACACACACCUGAAGCUGGACGACAGGAACCCCUUCAAGGUGGGCAUGAAGGACAUGGCCCACUUCUUCUACCUCAAACCCAUCCGCUUCUUCAACCGCUUCAUACACAUUAAAGCCUACGUGACUCACUACCUGGAUAAGACGUUCUAUAACCUAACCACAGUGGCUCUGCAUGACUGGGCCACCUACAGCGAGAUGAGGAACCUGGCAACACAGCGCUACGGACUCAUGAUGACAGAGGCACAUCUACCCAGCCAGACCCUAGAACAGGGACUGGACGUGUUGGAGAUCAUGAGGAACAUCCAUGUGUUUGUAUCCCGCUAUCUCUACAACCUCAACAACCAGAUCUUCAUUGAGAAGACAAGCAACAACAAGCACCUAAACACCAUCAACAUCCGCCACAUCGCCAACUCCAUCCGCACCCACGGCACGGGCAUCAUGAACACCACGGUCAACUUCACCUACCAGUUCCUGAGGAAGAAGUUCUACAUCUUCAGUCAGUUCAUGUACGACGAGCACAUAAAGUCCAGACUCAUCAAAGACAUCCGCUUCUUCAGGGAGACCAAAGACCAGUCAGACCAGAAGUACCCGUUUGAGAGGGCAGAGAAGUUUAACCGUGGCAUCAGGAAGCUUGGCAUCACCCCAGACGGGCAGAGUUACCUGGACCAGUUUAGACAGCUCAUUAGCCAGAUCGGUAAUGCCAUGGGCUACGUUCGCAUGAUCCGCUCUGGAGGACUCCACUGUUGCAGCAGCGCCAUCAGGUUUGUCCCUGACCUGGAGGAUAUAGUGAACUUUGAGGAGCUGGUGAAGGAGGAGGGGCUUUCAGAGGAGACCCAGAAAGCUGCCAGCCUGCUGGACUCUGUGCUGGGGGAUCUGACCAGUAACUCUGCCGAGGGGACAGAGUACUUCAAGAUGCUGGUGGGAGUGUUCGCCCCCGAGUUCCGCAGCAUCAAGAACAUGCACCUGAGAAACUUCUACAUGAUCGUACCUCCUCUGACGGUGAAUUUUGUGGAGCACUCCAUCGGCUGCAAGGAGAAACUCAACAAGAAGAACAAAGGAGGGGCAGCCUUCACAGACGAUGGCUUUGCCAUGGGUGUGGCCUACAUCCUUAAGCUGCUGGACCAGUACUUGGAGUUUGAUUCCCUCCACUGGUUCCAGGCAGUCAGGGAGAAGUACAUGAAGGAGAUGAGUGCUGUGGUGAAGGAGCAGAAUGUCCAGGCCACCAGUCAGGAUGAGAAGCUCCUGCAGACAAUGAACCUCACCCAGAAGAGACUGGACAUCUACCUGCAGGAGUUUGAACUGCUUCACUUCUCCUUGAGCAGCGCUCGGAUCUUCUUCAGAGCUGACAAGACGGCCGCCGAGGAGACCCAGGAGAGGAAGGACAGAGAAGCGGCUGCCAGAGCAGUGCCCACAUGUACAGAUGGCUCUGAACUUCUAAGGGACUGCUAAGGGACACUCAUGAGUUCAUUAGGUCAGAGUUCAAAUAUCAGUUCUGGGACUAAUCUGGAUGACAGGGGUACUCCACUGGAUGGAGAGGAGGGCAAGGUGGGGAAAAACGGGGCAGAAGACUACUGUCAUGUCUUGUGAUACAAGAGGGAAAGUUGAAGACUGGAGUGUGUUCUUAGAGACAUGGAAGCCCCCCUUAGCAGAAAACAGGACAAUGAUGCAGAAAAAUCCAUUCUUUGCCCCUGAACUGCUUGUCCUUUUAAGCUCUGGAUUGGUCCUGGGAGGCUCUGGUGAGAGAGGCAGAGAGGGUUCUAGUAAUGAUUUGCUUCAUGUGAUUCUGGUCCCAUGUCUGCGAAGCAUCUCAUGAUUAUGCCCCCAUGGAGGUGUCUCAUCGUUAAUAAAAUAUAAUCUCUUUCUCAAAUGCUCAAACACUCGCUCUUUCUCUCUUUUGUCGGUCUCUUUCUCUGUAUGUAUGGAUUAGCUACUUUGUGGCGUUAACUGGACUGCUUAUCAUUUAUUUAGGGGGAAUGAGUAGUUCAUGUCAGGCAAAAUGUUAUUUAUUUUCUGUGGCUACAUUUAAUUGGUUGUAAUAAAUAAUGAGAGACAGAGGUGUGUCUUCAGACUGUUUAAUCAGCCUGAAUAGACUAGAUGUCCAGUGGCACAACAGGCCAGAGAUUAUUUUGAUAUGAUAAAAUCAGCAGCUCUGUAAUUAAUGACUCCGAUAUCAGGGAGAUGAUGAUGUAAUCAAUUACAUUGAUGGAUUUGUAUGUGUGUGUACAUGUUACUUUCCACUUUUUGUCCUUAGACAUAAUGCUGAAGCUCACGUCUAAAUCCUAACAUGUCUGCUUCCUCUUCUGCAGUGCUGACAUCAUAGCCUUUGUCCCUAUAAUGUUGAGCAUCACAAUGAAUGAACACACAGGAUAAUCAGAUGUUCUUGCAGAAGAGAAGAGUGAUUUGUUGUGGUAGCUUUAUUCUCUGUAAUGUCUCCAUAGAAGAUUAUGACGUUGUGUGCGCAUCACAUUUGACUUCAUGAAUGUUUUCAAAGACAGACAUGACUUGGUAGACAUUUUAUGUUUAUAUGAAAUUCUAUUGGAUUUCACUCCUUGCCAUUGUGAUUUUCUUUAAGUACAGGCCAGGGUGCCUUUUUGAUUGUUCAAUGAUGACUUAUAUUGUGUAUGUUUCUAUACAUAAAAUACUAGUUGAGAAUAUACUUCAUAAAUACAAUGAAGAGUAGAAAAAAUACUAACUCCCUUUACUAUUUGGUUACAGUCCAUUUAGAGUUUUUCUCAAUGUCAUUUUAUGACUCAAAGCACUUAAUCUUUUAUGUUCAAAUCAAUAUUUUCCUUUAAACACAAAGGGUUCCUGUAUCAUCAUAAAGAUCUAUGUUUCCUUGUUGCAUGCUGUCAUGUUAGUAAAGGACUUGUUUUUUUGUCUACCAAUGGUACGGCUAAUGUGGUUUUGAUAUGUGUUCUUGAUAGCCCUGUCUGCUGAGUAUUUCAUCGGUUAAAGCAGGGUCUUAACAUGCCAAGUCAUGAUGUCAUAGGGUCCUGUGUUUUGGGCAAUCAUGUCACAUGACCUGGAUUGUAACCUUUUUUUUUAAACUGUCCCCUUUUCUUUUUAUGUAAAUUAGCGCAGCAGCAUCCUCAGACCGUUGUUUUUAUUUUUGGUGUAAUUCUCAUUUCUGUAAAAGGCUUCAAAUAAAGGUUCAAAUCUUGGUCAUGUUACAUGAUAGCAGUGUUGGAAAAAGUACCCAGACAUCAUACUUUAGUAAAAAUACCUUAAUAGAAAAUUACUCGAGUGAAAGUCACCAAGUAAAAUACUACU